Molecule: messenger RNA, 1873 nt
Organism: Chlamydomonas reinhardtii
Lineage: Eukaryota; Viridiplantae; Chlorophyta; Chlorophyceae; Chlamydomonadales; Chlamydomonadaceae
Exons: 8
Coding region: 176-1207 (343 amino acids)
Molecular function (GO): oxidoreductase activity
Source: RefSeq, a predicted model, not a curated record
GUAUCUCGCAGCAUCACCUUCUGCAUGCAUCUUACGCGACUUUAGAGCACACCGCAGAUCCAGUCUUUCGCGGUCCCCAAGCGAUUAUUGCGUUCGUGGGACUCGGACUAGGAGUGGGUUUCGUUCCCACCGCCCUACCCGCACCUCUCGCGGCACAGUAAAAGCUACUUGCAACAUGGCAGCUAGCUUGCCGGCGGUCCCAGCGUGGCUGGGCACGGCGUCGUUCGCGGUGCUGGGCGCCGCACUGGGGUACCUGGCCUACAAGCUUGUUCGCCUCGCGCUAGCGGACGCGGACCUGCAUCUCCUCGGCCUUGGCAAACACCGUGCUAACGCCUUCGAGGGGAAGGUUAUCUGGAUUACGGGCGCUUCGCAGGGCCUGGGCGCAGUGCUUGCCAAGUACUUUGCGGGCUUUGGCGCGAAGCUGAUCCUGAGCUCGCGCGAUGCGGCCAAGCUGCAGCGGGUCAAGGACUCGCUGGGGCUGGGCGCGGCAGCGAACGACCGGGUGACGAUCUUGCCCUUUGACCUGCUGGCUGACUACUCGGAGCUGGAGAAGGCGGCGGCGGCAGCGGACGCGGCGUUCGGCGGCAAGGGCAUUGACUACCUCAUUCAUAACGCGGGCGCCAGCCAGCACGCGCUGGCGAGCGAGACCAGCGCGCAGGUGACGGACGAGCUGAUGGCGCUGAACGCGGUGGGGCCCAUCAAGCUGACACGCGCCGUGCUGCCGCACAUGCUGCGUCGCGACCACGGCCGCAUCGUGGUGGUGGGCUCCAUGAGCAGCAAGCUGCCCAGCCCCGGCCAGGCCGUGUACGCCGCCGCCAAGAUGGCGCUGUACGGCUACUUCUCCACCCUGGCCACCGAGGUGUCCGACACCGGCGUGGGCGUGACCAUGUGCUGCCCCGGCCCCGUGGCGACCGGGUCGGAGGAGACGCCGCGUGUGGUGUAUGGCGCCAACGGCCGCAUCGUGCAGAACAACACCGGCGCCUCCAACCGCCUGGACCCGGCGCGCGCCGCGCAGCUGAUCGCCAGUGCCGCCGCACACGGCGUGGACGAGGCGUGGAUCGCCAAGCAUCCCGUGCUGGCCGUCGGCUAUAUCUGGCAGCUACUGCCGGCGCUGGGCUGGCGGCUGCUCAAGAAGGUGGGACCCAAGCGUGCCCGCGCCAUAAAGGAGGGGCGCAACGGCUACGACGUGAGCAAGCUCAUCAAGUGAGGCAGCAGAGCCGCAGUGGCGCCUGUGCUCGCGUUAGCUUAACGGAAUGACAGUGCGUGGUCCUAAAUUGUGCGGAAUGACAGUGCGUGGUCCUAAAUUGUGCGGUAACAAAUUGACAUGCUCUCAUGAGUUGUUGAAGCAUGCAUGUUGCGGAAGCCGCCUGGCCGCUGUAUUGAGUAGAUGGCCUCCAGCAAUUUGGCCAGCAAUGCUUGUUGCCGGCAAGCCUGUAUGACCUACGCAGCUUCUCACUGCUGCUGUGCUGCAUGCUGCUGACUGAGUUGGUGAGGAGUCGCAUUUGUCCUGAUUGAAAGACGUUGCUGUACGCUUGGUAGGUGCAAGUAGCGGCAUUUCCUGCUGUUUCUCUCCCGGCGCGGGACUUGAUGGCCUUACAUGUACAGUCCCGUCGGCGUCUCAUGUAUACGGCAGCCAAUCAGCCAUGACCGGCAGGCUGGGUCGCCACUGGCCAGGCGCAGGCCUCACAUCCAUACGGCAUUUUGGACCGGUCCGGUAUAUAUUUUGUACCGGUGUGUAUAACCCAACAGCAAUGUAACAGCAGCAUCCGGCCACGCAUGCGUUCUCGCACACGGUGCAACCGCGCCAUGCAUUAGCCCCUCACACAGCAGCUGUCAAGGCUUGAAGACCGCCCCUCUGUAAUAUGCAGAACUG